Stylonychia lemnae is the source of this 1134-nucleotide messenger RNA. NCBI's taxonomy places the organism in Eukaryota, Ciliophora, Spirotrichea, Sporadotrichida, Oxytrichidae. The record is from the annotation of a GenBank genome assembly.
AUGGCAUUUUUAUGUAGUGGAGGAGGAGGUGGUGAUUUAGGCUUAAGUAGGACUCACCACACAAAAUACGCACAUUACUAAUCAGAUGGCCACGGAAGAGACACCUACAUUUUAAAAAAUAAUGGAGGCCUAUGCCAGGAACGCGAUCCUUACUUUAUUGAAAGCACACGAUAUCCCUCUCCAGUAAGAUUCAUGGGGCCGCCUGCUCAUAGAAAACAAAUAUGGUCUAUUAAGUAUCAAUCAGAUGGUAGUGGAAGAGACUCGUAUGUCUUAAUUGACAGUGGGGGUAACCAUGUUCCAGUUUAGCUCGGAGGUACUUAUAGAGGAUAUGAGAACUCGCUCAGAAGGGAAAGCUUCGUUAAAAGAGUUUUGCCUUAGCCUAAAUAAAUAUAAGAAAAAAGGGAUUUUCAUUAUUGGCAAAACUGGUUUAGGCCUGAACAGUAAAAUUAAAUGAGAAAGUCAAUGUAUAAGUCCAAAUAACUCUUUGAGAGACUAGCAACUCCUAAGAAAAUUGGAAGGGUAAGAUCCUCUACUCCAUCAACUAGAGCAUAAACCUAGAAUGAUCAUAAUUACUUGUCAGAGAGUUUCUAAAAUUUACCUUUAUAAAAGUAGAUUGACGUCAAUCAGAGUAUAAACUUGGACAAUAAAUAAAUGAAUGCACCAAUGCAAAUAUAAAACUUUGCAAGAAGAUUCAGCCAUUCUAUAAACAACACUACUAGAAAUAAAUCAGCAAUAAAUCUUAAUUAGAAUAGACAAUUGUUCUAAAAUAACACUAUGAAUUUAGCCAACGAGAAUAAUUAAAAUGACAAAAACAUCAGUCUGCUUCAUCUUAACAACGAUAAAAUAAACAAAAACAAUGAAUAUGCCCCUGAAGGAUAUAUGCAGCACAAAGUCUUUGGCACAAAAUCCUAUUCUCUAUUGUAAAAUCAAAAGAGAGGCCUCGUUCAUUAAAGUCAUGAUUUCACCAGGCCAAAGUCUAAUUUAAAUGUGGCGACUAUGGAUGUGAAAAUGAAAUAACAAGAUGAAUAUAAAAGAGCGAAAGAGGUGACUCAGAGUAUGAGUGUACUCGAUAACCUUAAAAACAUGAUGAGAUAAAGAAAAGCACUAGAUCACUUAACUAAAUCCCAAAAAUGA